Molecule: messenger RNA, 742 nt
Organism: Danio rerio (zebrafish)
Lineage: Eukaryota; Metazoa; Chordata; Actinopteri; Cypriniformes; Danionidae
Gene: lyrm4a
Product: LYR motif containing 4 a
Biological process (GO): iron-sulfur cluster assembly
Cellular component (GO): mitochondrion; nucleus
Source: RefSeq, marked validated
GUGUCCCUAAUGGCGGAUUCUCACUCUAGAUGGCGAUGUUUUAUACGAAACGCAACGUAACAAGAGAAGAAGCACGACACGGAAGUCAACAUGGCGUCGUGCAGCAGGGCUCAAGUGAUCUCCCUUUACAGGAUGCUUAUGAAGGAGAGCAAAAAAUUCCCCUCAUACAAUUACAGAACAUACGCACUUCGCAGAGUGAAGGAUGGCUUCAGGGAAAACCUUCACGUUGACAAUCCCAGAACACUGGAUUUGCUCAUAAAUCAAGCGAGAGAAAAUCUGGCAGUCAUCAAAAGACAGGUUUCCAUUGGUCAUCUAUAUUCAGCUCAGAGGACCGUUGUGGAAAAAGAGCCUCAUUUAUAAAUGUCUUCAGGAUCAAGAAUAGGUGCCCAUGAAAUAUGGGUUGUGGAUGAUAAAUCAGUGUAACCAAUGAGCCGCACCACUGUCUGUUAUUGUACAUUAGAGGAAACUUUAAAUGUAACAUGUUGAUGUAAAUAAAUAUAUAUCUCAAGCAAAUAAAUACGUAUUAAGCAUGUAAAUAUUAGAUCACUGUAAAAAAAUUAAAAAGCUGAUUUAUAGUAAAAUAUUCAUCUAAAAAGACAAAUUCUGUUAUAAGGUGUGCCUUAAUAGCAACAAUUAUUCCAAUCAAUUAAUUGGAAAGAUGUCUGACGUUUAUAAUUGCUUAGUAAUAACUCCAUGAACUACAAUAUUAAUAUCUUACUAAUAAACAAUACGCCUUCUGUGG